UUUGGAGUGCAGAGAAAUCCAAAUGAGAAAGCGUUUUGCCCUUUUUCUAAACUUGACACAAUAGGAUUUAAAUUAUGGAAGCAUUAGAGAGAAGGGAUAAUUUGGUAUUGUGAGACUGGAGAGUAGAGUGAUACGUCGCCACUUUUCUAUUCCAGCCACCAUUCCAGUUGUCAGUAUACUUUCAUAUAUUUGGGAGUGACAUGUUCUGUGAAUUAUUCCUCUUUUCCUGAGACAAGUUUCGCCAAGCCUUCUGGCACAAAACACCGAGUCAGAUUCAUCCCGGACAGAAUCCCCACCUGCGCUCGUCUUGGGUUCCAAUAGCACUUAAGGAAGCCCGGUGUGUGCCAAGCCUGUUGCCAUUUGAACGAGUCUACCGCUUUCCUUGGUCUGAACUACCUUUCCCAGAAGGUUCAGCGGCUCGAGUUCUCUUCACGCGAGAGCUUUUCCCGGCAGCUGUCGCACUUGUACGGGUAGCACAGAGGAUCCGAAACGUUACAGGCUGGGGAAAGGCCUUCUGUGGGAACUGACUGGCGGCUGGUUGAGGAUUCCGAGAAGCUUUCAGGGUAGGGCUCACUGAAAGGUGAAACCUUCAAGGUGCGUUUCUGCGUGGGGUUUUUUUCCUUUCGGCGGUGCUGUAGCUAACGGCUGGUAGCAAUCUUGAAGCGUGGGGGCCAUCUUGUUCGCUUCGGUCCCGCGUGGGACUACGUUUCCCAGGAGACUCCCCUCGGCAUCUCGCGGUAAUUCAGCCUCGAAGUCACGCGCUGGCGGGACCUUCGUGCUUUCCCCUCCAAGUGCGGGAGUGCCGAGGAGGGUUUGUGCUGUUUGGGGGAGCGUGUAGGGCCGGAGCCCUGCCCUUUUCCAAAAAGAAUGCUCAGGAACAACGUAAACGCCAAAGCCAUGUCGCAGGAGGCAAUAGUGUUCAGUGAUGUGUCCAUAGACUUUUCUCAGGAGGAGUGGGAAUGCCUAACUGAUGGUCAGAGAGAUUUAUACAGAGACGUGAUGCUUGAGACCUACAGCAUCCUGGUUUCCAUGGUCUUGGAAUCACAAUGUGAAACCGAGAAAUUGCUUCUGCAGAAGGAAAUUUGUGAAGUAGAAUUAUCCCCGUGGGAACUCAUGGGAAAACUUGCAAAAGGUGACCUUUCAGGCUCAGGUUUCCAAGAUGACUGGGAAUGUAAUGGCCAUGUGGAGAAGCACCAUGGCUCCCAGAUGAGGUAUUUCAGUGAACUUAUAAUCACUCCUGAAGACUUGCCCUCUUUCAGUCAGCAUCCAUCCUUCACGCUCCAGCACAUCAUUAAGAAUAAGGAGAAAUACUGUGCCAAGAAAGAAAACAGGAAAACCUUUAGACCUGGCUCACACCUGACUUCCCAUGAGAUAAUUCAUACCAUGGACAAGCCCUAUGAAUGCAAGGAAUGUGGCAAGGCCUUUAGACACCCCUCAAGACUAGCUCAUCACGAGAAAAUUCACACUGGCAAGAAACCCUUUGAAUGUAAAGAAUGUGGGAAAACCUUUAUUUGUGGCUCUGACCUCACUCGACAUCACCGGAUUCACACUGGGGAGAAACCCUAUGAAUGUAAGGAAUGUGGAAAGGCUUUCAGUAGUGGUUCUAAUUUUACUCGUCAUCAGCGAAUCCACACUGGUGAGAAGCCCUAUGAAUGUAAAGAAUGUGGAAAGGCUUUCAGUAGUGGAUCAAAUUUUACUCAGCAUCAGAGAAUUCACACUGGAGAGAAGCCCUAUGAAUGUAAAGAAUGUGGGAACGCCUUUAGUCAGAGUUCUCAACUUAUUAAACAUCAGAGGAUCCAUACAGGUGAGAAGCCCUAUGAAUGUAAGCAGUGUGAAAAGGCUUUUCGUUCUGGUUCUGAUCUUACUCGACAUCAGAGGAUUCAUACGGGAGAGAAACCCUAUGAGUGUAAGAUAUGUGGGAAGGCUUAUUCUCAGAGUUCACAGCUGAUUAGCCAUCAUCGAGUCCAUACCAGUGAGAAACCAAUCCAGUUGGUGGAGAAACCCUAUGAGUGCAAGGAGUGUGGGAAAGCCUUCCGAGUGCGCCAGCAACUUACUUUUCAUUACAGAAUUCACACAGGAGAGAAGCCCUAUGAAUGCAAGCAGUGUGGGAUGGCCUUCAGGCAGACGGCCCACCUCACUCGACAUCAGAGACUUCACUCCGGUGGGAAGCUGCAUGAAUGUAAGGAGUGUGGGGAGGCUUUCCUGUACGGCCCUGACCUUAGAGUCCAUCAGAAAAUCCAUGUCGGUGAGAAACCCUACCAGUGCAAAGAAUGUGGGAAGGCCUUCAGAGUGCGGGGACAACUUACUCUCCACCAGAGGAUCCACACUGGGGAGAAGCCGUAUGUGUGUACAGAGUGUGGAAAGGCCUUCAGGCAGUAUGCACACCUUAGUCGCCACCAGAAGCUCAAUACUGCAGACCGAAUCUAUGAAUGCAAGGAAUGUGGGAAGGACUUCCUGUGCGGCUCAGGCCUCCGGGUCCAUCACAAACUUCAUACUGGUGAGAAGCCCUAUGACUGUAAAGAAUGCGGGAAGGCCUUCAGAGUGCGCCAGCAGCUCACGCUCCAUCAGAGGAUUCAUACUGGUGAGAAGCCCUACGAAUGUAAGGAGUGUGGGAAAACGUUUAGUCGGGGCUAUCAUCUAAUUCUCCAUCACAGAAUUCACACCGGCGAAAAGCCUUAUGAGUGUAAGGAGUGCUGGAAGGCCUUUAGCCGUUACUCACAGCUCAUCUCCCACCAGAGCAUUCACAUUGGGGUGAAGCCCUACGACUGUAAGGAGUGCGGGAAGGCCUUCCGGCUCCUCUCCCAGCUGACCCAGCAUCAGAGCAUUCAUAUUGGUGAGAAGCCCUAUCAGUGUAAGGAGUGUGGCAAAGCCUUUCGGUUGCGUCAGAAGCUUACUCUGCAUCAGAGCAUUCACACUGGGGAAAAGCCAUUUGAGUGUAAGGAAUGCAGAAAGGCUUUUAGACUUAACUCUUCCCUCAUUCAGCAUCUGCGAAUUCAUUCUGGUGAGAAACCUUACGAAUGUAAGGAGUGCAAAAAGGCCUUUAGACAGCAUUCACACCUCACCCAUCACCUGAAAAUUCACAUUCCUCCAAAUGGAGAAAAGCUGUAUGAAUGUAAGGAAUGUCAGAAGACCUUCAUUCGACGCUCCACACUUAGUCAGCACCUAAGGAUCCACACAGGUGAGAAACCUUAUAAAUGCAAGGUGUGCGGGCAGCCCUUUAGACAGCGAGCACACCUCAUUCGCCAUCACAAACUUCACACUGGCGAGAAGCCCUAUGAGUGCAAGGAAUGUGGGAAGGCCUUUACAGUGCUCCAAGAGCUAACGCAGCACCAGAGACUUCACACGGGCGAGAAACCCUACGAGUGCAAGGAGUGUGGGAAGGCCUUCCGUGUGCACCAGCAGCUGGCUCGGCAUCAGAGGAUCCACACUGGCGAGAAGCCCUAUGAGUGUAAAGACUGUGGGAAGACCUUUCGCCAGUGCACGCACCUAACUCGACACCAGAGACUCCAUAAUUCCGAGAAGCUCUACGAAUGUAAGGAAUGUGGGAAAGCCUUCGUGUGUGGCCCCGACCUGAGAGUCCAUCAGAAAAUCCAUUUUGGGGAGAAGCCCUAUGCAUGUAAGGACUGUGGCAAGGCCUUUCGGAUAUGUCAGCAACUGACCGUCCACCAGAGCAUUCACACGGGCGAGAAGCCCUACGAGUGUAAGGACUGUGGGAAAACUUUCAGGUUACGGCAGCAGCUCGUCCGCCAUCAGAGAAUCCAUACCCGUGAGAAACCAUAUGAGUGCGUGGACUGCUGGAAGAGCUUCAGCAGCUACUCCCAGCUUAUUGCCCAUCAGAGCAUCCACGUUGGCGAGAGGCCCUAUGAAUGUGAGGAGUGCGGGAAGGCCUUUCGCCUGCUCUCCCAGCUCACACAGCACCAGAGCAUCCACACGGGCGAGAAGCCUUACGAGUGCAAGGAGUGUCGGAAACCUUUCAGACUGCUCUCCCAGCUCACGCAGCAUCAGAGCAUCCACACGGGCGAGAAGCCUUACGAGUGUAAGGAGUGCGGCAAGGCCUUCAGACUUUAUUCAUUCCUCACCCAACACCAGAGAAUUCACACUGGAAGAAACCCUACAAAUGUAAGGAGUGUAAAAAGGCCUUUAGACAGCACUCACACCUCACUCAACAUCAGAAAAUUCACAAUGGAGCUUAAACAAGAAACCAUGCCAAUGGACAUUGUUUUAUAACAUCAGGAUGUCCAUGCUAGUCAGUAAUGUAAUGAUGUAGGAAGAAUCUUCAGUUUCUAUCAUCAACUCCAUUUUCCCACUUAAUACUAUUGUGAUUUUUGGACCAGAUGCUAAUCUUUUAUACAUUUGUAAAACAAUGAUAAUAGUCCUUAUGUGUAUUAGCUAUUUAUUGCUAUGUAAUAAAUUACCACAAAACUUA
This is a messenger RNA of Perognathus longimembris pacificus (Pacific pocket mouse), 4426 nucleotides long. Its product is annotated as zinc finger protein 420-like. Lineage: Eukaryota; Metazoa; Chordata; Mammalia; Rodentia; Heteromyidae. Gene Ontology annotation, biological process: regulation of transcription by RNA polymerase II. Gene Ontology annotation, cellular component: nucleus. The record is from RefSeq and is a predicted model, not a curated record. Gene Ontology annotation, molecular function: RNA polymerase II cis-regulatory region sequence-specific DNA binding; DNA-binding transcription activator activity, RNA polymerase II-specific.